UUGAAAAAAAAAAAAGUAAAAAUAAAAUAUGGGUUUAGUUUUGGGUUAAAAGGGAGAUUUAGUUGUGUAUAUAGUGUGAGCAUGCACAAGUACCAUUACCUCUUUUCAACAUUUUCAAAAUUCUUCUUCAACUUGCAUUCACUUUCUUUUCCAUUCCAUUCUUCUCCUCAAAUUUCCCGAAAAUUGUUGGAGGGCAUAAUAUCUGCAUGAAGCUCUAAGUAAUUCUGGACAUCUCAGCAAACAGAGGAACAAAUCAGCAUGCUUUGGUUGGGUCAUUCAGUUGAUGUAUUCCGCCAAAUUAUACGCUUAAACUUAUACUGUAAAGUUAUACUGUAAAUCAUUAUUCCAGGACAUUCUUUUGGUGUGUGCAUUAGAUUUAGAUUGACUGAGUAGUGUGGUGAGGAGGAGUACUGAGGAGCAGAAGAAGUUAUGGUAGGCCAAGCAGCAAGUCAAACAAGAUUUCGGGCAUUAAAACAUUGGAAUGGAAUUGAAGGUGAACCAGCAAUUAUUGUUAGAGUGAUAGCAUGUUUUCAACCCUUGCAUGAUUGUCAGGCCGAUUACUUUCGUCAGUUGCUUAAGCCUGUCACGUAAUUGUUGCACAUUCACUUUUUGUUAAAAGCUGGAAUUUGUAGUUUUCUUUUUCUGUCAUUUGUUCCAAAGAAAAGCAGCAAGAUAUUAAAGAUCCUAUAUCGAAGAACCAAAGCUUUGAGUGAUUGAUUUGAUUGUUCUUUAGGGUCUUUCUUUUGGGUUGGAUGGUUAAGCACUAUGAGUCUUGGCCUUGUCCACAGCAUGUGGCUUGGCCAUCACUUUAUAUGAAUUGUGCGCCGGAUCACGGUUUGUGUGGUCAUUCAUCAUAUCUGAAUCCUAGUGCGUCCACUUUUCCUGCUGUCAGUGCAUUUCCAGGAUUCACAGCUCAUGCUACCCCAAGCCUGCGGACUGAUCAGACCAACGAAGUGCAAGGGUUCAUUCAGGAUCCCAAAACAGAGCCGUGUUUGAAAGAAAUGCAUAUUAGCGGAGCUACGCAAAAUGCAAAUCCUGCAUCUUUGCAGAAGAAGUUUAUUAUUUUUGACCAAUCCGGUAAUAAGACAAGGUUGUUUUAUAGUCCUGUCUUCCCACUUGUUCAGAGUCCAAUUGUUACUACUAAACAAUUUGCUCAAGCUGAUGAUGUAAAUCGGGAAGUAAGGGCAACUAGUUAUGCUCAAAAACAUUUACCAAAAUACACUUUUCCGGAAGAAUCAGAGAAAGAUCAAGAUCAUGUAGUUAAUGAAGAAAGUGAAAUGCAUGAAGACACUGAAGAAAUCAAUGCAUUACUUUGUUCUGAUGAUUGUGAUUAUGAUUCUGAUGAUUAUGACGACGAGGUAACAAGUACAGGCCAUUCUCCAUUGGCUACUGAAAAGACUAAUUUGAUGCAAGAACAAAUUGAGGACACAAAGGAGGAUGUCGCUAGCUCUGAUCGGCCAAACAAAAGGCAUAAGUUAGUUGAUGGUGGGUACAUGAGAUUACAACUGCCUGCGGACAGUGCUGGUUCAGUAAGACUAAAUGAACCAUGCGAGUGUGUUAGUGAUGCCGAAUCGAAGUAUUCUGGCAGCCAAAUGUGUUCUGCCAGGGGAACUGAAGAAGAUAAUUCAGUAGUUGGUGAUAUUCAAUUGAAAAAGGAUAAAAUUCGUAAAACGUUGAGAGCUCUUGAGAACAUAACUCCUGGAGCAAAAGGAAAACAUCCGCUGUUAGUCAUUGAUGAAACUAUUGAUUACUUAAAAUCUUUGAUGUCCCAAACUGGUAUGAUUGGGGUGAAAUAUCAUCACUAAUAAUAUGUCACUGAAGGACACAUGAAUAGUUGAAAAGGUAGUAUUUGUUGUGUUCUUAGCUUCAUGCUUUCUUCUUUCUCAAGGUAUAUUUAUGGUUUAGCAAUAAAGAGGCAAAAGUAGGUAUAUAUACUAUAUAGUACUGCAAGUACUGUAAAAUGUAAAUGAAGAAAUAUGGAUUUGGAUUGUGUGCCAUGUGACUGUAUGCAGUCAGCUACAUCCAGAUCAUCAAGCUCAAUAUCUUACUGAAACCUGGACUGUCCAAUCUUGAUUAGACAAUUCAGAUGUGGCUGAUUGCAUGCGGUCACGAGCUUGUGACUCUGCACAACCUGGAGUUCGAAUUUCAAUUAGUUGACCAAUUUUUUUUUUUUUAUCUUUUUGCUUUGGGAGAUAAAGGGUCACAGAUUGAAUCGACAGUAGAAUGGUUAGUGGAUGGUUGUGCUGUAAAUGAGGACACUUUGUUUUUUUAUCUCCCUAAAAAAACAAGUGUUGAAAUUUAUAUGCAUGCGCGUUAAGGUAACAACUGGGGUCCCACUUUCCACCUUCCUUUUCAUUCUGGCGUAGACUAUAAAGUGGCAAGAAAGUUUCUGAUGUUGGGGAGCGUGGUGUUUCAUUUCAUCAUGAAUUAAUGAAUGGGACCCUUUUGUUGAAUUGAAUAUAGAAUUUGUGGUUUAAGGUUAUCCUUGUUUUACGUGUUUGUUGUGAGUGGAAUCAUAGGCAAUUCCAUUUUCUACGUUGUUGUCAUUGAGAGGUGUAUGUGUCUCUGUUGAGUGUUCCAUUCAAUUCAAGGUUUCAUUUUCAUGAUGCUAUGAUGUAUGUAUCUGUCGGUUGAGUGAUUGUGUGAAUAAUUGAAGGAUCAAUGUUGGGGCAGUUGUCUAUUCUAUGUUGGUUGUCUUGUGUGUUUGAUAUACCAUGACUAUAUCCAUAUGUUGUGAAUGUUUAAUAUCUAAAGAACAUGUGUACUAGGAAUCCAUGGUUGCUAAUUUCCUCUGCUUUCUUGUGUACUACUACUUUUGAUGGAAGUAAA
Cicer arietinum (chickpea) is the source of this 2829-nucleotide messenger RNA. RefSeq names its product transcription factor bHLH143-like. NCBI's taxonomy places the organism in Eukaryota, Viridiplantae, Streptophyta, Magnoliopsida, Fabales, Fabaceae. The record is from RefSeq and is a predicted model, not a curated record.